GAAUUUGGAAGAUGGGGACUAAAUUUGUAAAUUUAAGAAAAGAGAGGACUAUAUUGAAACGAUACUUAAAUACGAGGGACUGGUAAAGGAUUUGGGCUAUAUAAAUUUUCAAUUUCUCAUUGCAUUCAAAAAGUGCGGGUAGAUCCUUCCCAAAUCACUAAACCCUCGUCACCUCAUAGCGCUCACUUGCACCGACGAAGGAUUGCACCGGCGAAGGAUGGCGGAGGCGGAGAAGGAAGAUACUCUCAUGACGGAGGCGGAGAAGGAAGAUACUCUCAUGGAGGCGGCGGAGAAGGAAGAUACUCUCAUGACGGAGAACAUGUGUGCUACUGCUAACUAUGGGCAAGGCUCGAGUGGUAGCUCUGUGCCUCUCAAAGAAAAAGCAGCUGUGUUUGGUGAAGUGGUACCUGAAAGUCAAACUGUGAUAGGAUACAAGGCAAUGAUACUUGAAGCACUUUCAUACUUGGAUAAGCACAAUGGCGCUGAUUUUGAUACACUUGUCGAUUAUGUUGAGACCAAGUAUGGCACCCUGGAAAACCUCCGAGAGCUGUUGAGCUCAGAGCUGAAUGAACUCAUUUUGCAAAGCAAAAUUGAGCAGGUUGCACACGUGUACCGGAUUAAAGUCAAUGUUGGCACACAAACUCCUGUCACUAAAAGGAAGGAUGUUAUGCAGCGUAAAUUGCAGGAUGCGGCUGAAGAAGCUGCCCGGCUAAUAGCCGAGGCAGAAACCAAAGAGAAGGAGGCAGAAAACGCAGUUAGAUACGCAGAAAUGCUCUCACAAGUGGCUGAUGAUGCAAGUGUAACUGUCAGAGUUUUCGAAGAGCUUCUUGCAGAAUAUCCUCAAGAUGACUAAAUCGGCAUGCAGAUGUUCGGUAUAUGGUAGAGUUGUUAAUAUUCUUCGAUAUAAUAGAGUUGAUCAUUUCAUGGUACAAAUCCAGCUACUAUUUCUUCAAGUUUCAUAUCUUUUUUUCCGUGCGUGGCGGCACCUACUCAUAUUAUUAGUGUUUUCAUUUGCUUAACACUUAGUUAACCAAAGUAAGCAGGUUCUAAUAGCUUUACUUGCUUACGGGCAAUAUUGACUUUUCUUCGAUACGUUCAAAGAUAAAAUGUACGUGGCACCAUCUCAUAUUAUCAGUUUUCUCGUUUGUUUAACACGUUGUUCACCAAAGUAAGCAGGUUCGAAUAGCUUUACUUGCUUACUGGCAGUAUUUGACUUUUCUUCGAGAUGUUCAAAGAUUAAAUUUACGUCA
This is a messenger RNA of Erythranthe guttata (spotted monkey flower), 1250 nucleotides long. RefSeq names its product single myb histone 4-like. The record is from RefSeq and is a predicted model, not a curated record. Lineage: Eukaryota; Viridiplantae; Streptophyta; Magnoliopsida; Lamiales; Phrymaceae. Gene Ontology annotation, cellular component: nucleosome. Gene Ontology annotation, biological process: nucleosome assembly. Gene Ontology annotation, molecular function: double-stranded telomeric DNA binding.